UAUGGUAAGCUUAUUUUCAAUCAAAACACCUGUGGUUUGUUCUCACCCGAAGAGAACUUGUUUCCUAAUAUUGUUAUAGCUUUGACUGGGACCUAUCAUUGGUAUCAGAGCUAUGGCAACCAACAAAGAAAGAAUUGAAAUCCUUGAAGCUGGACUAGGAGGAGUUCAAGAUAGUCUGAGCCGAAUAGAGAUCGGUGUGGCUGACAAAUUCACUCAAAUUGAGAUGGCCAUCAGCAAACUGUCAGAAGUUCUACUGGCCAACCGAACUGCUUCAUCCAGUAACAUUCUUGGUGAUCCGCCUACCAACUCUCCUAUUGGGCGCCUCCGCAACACAGUGGAGGAGACUCGAGAUAGCUCUGAAGGAGGACGGCCAUUGUUCUUUUCCAAAUUAGCUAAGCUAGAAUUUCCUCGUUUCUCUGGAGACGAUCCAACUGAAUGGUUCACAAGAGUGGAUCAAUUCUUUGAGUAUCAAAGCACUCCCGAACAGCAGAAAGUGCCCUUAGCUUCCUUUCACCUUGAAGGCGAAGCAAAUCAAUGGUGGCAAUGGCUGAAAAGAUCCUAUACGGAAGAAAAUAAGGAGGUAACAUGGGGGAUUUUCCAAGAAGAGCUAUGGGCAAGAUUUGGUCCUACCGAGUGUGAGGACUUUGAUGAAGCUUUGUCGAGGGUAAAACAAAUGGGCUCCUUACGUGAUUAUCAGAAAGAGUUCGAGCGUCUCGGUAACCGGGUACAAGGCUGGCCACAAAGAGCUUUAGUGGGGGCAUUCAUGGGUGGUCUCAAGCCAGAAAUAGCUGAUGGCAUAAGAAUGUUCAGACCAAGAUCGCUGAAGGAAGCCAUAAGCCUUGCGACGAUGAGAGAUGAGCAAUUGAGUCGCCAGAAAAAAGUUAUUCGUCCUUUCAGCCGAUCCAUUGCCGACUCUCCUUCUCCAGUGAAGUUCAAAGGAACUACUCCUGUCAAAAGGCUCACUUGGGAUGAAAUGCAAAAGAGAAGGGCGCAGGGGCUAUGCUUUAACUGUGACGAAAAAUUUAUACAAGGGCAUAGGUGCCGAGGGCCUCAACUUCUACUCUUAGAUGGUAGCAAUGACAAUUCGGAAGAUGAUGAAAUUGACGACUCAAUGGAGCAGCCACCUGAGAUUUCUCUACAUGCACUUUCGGGUUGGACAGCUUAUAAGACAAUGCGGGUGAUGGCGCGGAUUGGACCAUGUGAAGUGGUGGUCUUAAUAGAUAGUGGGUCUACUCACAAUUUUAUUAGCAAGAAGAUGGCUAAUUUGUUACAACUACCUGUACUUCCAACCGAGCCAUUCAACGUUAAAGUGGCGAAUGGAGAGCCAUUAAAAUGCCAAGGCAGAUUUGAAAAUGUCCCAAUUAUGCUGCAAGGUAUUCCUUUUGUCCUCACUUUAUAUGCCCUACCUUUAAUUGGAUUGGACUUGGUCUUAGGUGUCCAUUGGCUGGAGCAAUUGGGAACAGUUGCAUGCAAUUGGAAGAAAUUAACCAUGGAAUUCCAGUGGGAUAAUAAAAAUCAAAAAUUAGAAGGAAUUGACACACACUCAAUCCAACCUGCAACCAUGAAAGCCAUCACCAAGGAAGCACGACACGGAGGAUCCAUGUUUGCUGUUUCUCUUCAACCCACAUCAGAUUCCACAUCAUUGAGUGUCGAACCAGAGAUGAGCCAAUUGCUACAGAAAUUUGAUGAUGUCUUCCAAGAGCCGACACAACUUCCACCUACCAGAGAAGUCGAUCAUCACAUCAAUCUGAAAGAAGGCACCGAGCCGAUCAAUGUGCGACCAUACAGGUAUGCCUAUUUCCAAAAAGCUGAAAUUGAAAAACAGGUUCAAGAUAUGAUAAAAUUGGGGCUUAUAAGACCUAGUACUAGUCCAUUUUCAUCUCCUGUUUUGCUGGUUAAAAAAAAAAGAUGGCUCAUGGCGAUUUUGUACGGACUAUAGAGCACUCAAUGCUGUG
Messenger RNA from Asparagus officinalis (garden asparagus), 1955 nucleotides. RefSeq lists its product as uncharacterized. Bases 113 to 1939 code for a protein of 608 amino acids. The transcript has 3 exons. The record is from RefSeq and is a predicted model, not a curated record. NCBI's taxonomy places the organism in Eukaryota, Viridiplantae, Streptophyta, Magnoliopsida, Asparagales, Asparagaceae.